AAUAAAAAAUCUUUAAGUUAUGGGCGAAGAUAAGUGCUUAGUUGUGACUCAGUUGGAUAGUGUCGGAAAGUGUGAGCUCAAGUUCACGGCGUCGGCAAUGGCUGCCGUUACCUCUCUUCUUCCAUUCAAUCUUAACUCUCCGGUUAUGUCGACAAAGCCCCGAGCUGUUCUUGACAGCGCUAGCAAAAUGCGAGUGUCUUAUGGAUUGAAGCAGGGGCAGUCCCGUCUUUUUCACGAGCUCCCAUCUGGGCUGAAUAUAGAGUUAAUUGUACAGAAGGGUGUUGUAGAUAAUAAAGACCCAGAUGAUAAAUGCCAGACAAGAAUUGAUAACCCAUCUCUGGUUUUUGUUCAUGGAAGCUAUCAUGCUGCUUGGUGCUGGGCUGAACACUGGUUACCCUUCUUUUCAUCACAUGGCUACGAUUGCUAUGCUCUUAGCUUGUUGGGCCAGGGUGAAAGUGAUGCGCCUACUGAUUCUGUUGCCGGUACACUACAGACUCAUGUAGGUGAUAUUGCUCACUUUAUCCAUCGUACACUCAAGUCACCACCAGUAUUGCUUGGACAUUCAUUUGGUGGGCUUAUUAUUCAGUACUAUAUUGCAAGUAUUAAGAAUGGCCGAAGUUUAGGGAAGGAAAAUUUGUAUCCUGAGCUUGGUGGUGCAGUACUUGUAUGCUCUGUUCCUCCUUCGGGUAAUAGUGGCUUGGUUUGGCGCUAUCUGUUUUCCAAACCUAUUGCAGCCUUUAAGGUAACACGAAGCUUGGCAGCAAAAGCUUUCCAGACUUCUCUUCCACUCUGUAGAGAGACAUUUUUCUCUGCAAAUAUGGAGGAUCAACUGGUUUUACGUUAUCAGGAGCUAAUGAAAGAAAGCUCGAGAAUGCCCUUAUUUGAUCUGAGGAAGCUGAACGCGUCACUUCCAGUUCCUUCAGUUCCAAAAUCUUCUAUUGAGCUUCUUGUGUUGGGUGCAAAGAAUGAUUUCAUACUGGAUACUGAAGGCCUCAAUGAAACAGGCAAAUUUUAUGGCGUGUCACCAGUAUGUGUGGAAGGGGUUGCCCAUGACAUGAUGUUGGAUUGUUCAUGGGAGAAAGGUGCAAAAGUUAUUCUAUCAUGGCUAAAUGGUCUGAAGGAAAAUGUACCACCUUAGUUUAGAUAUUCUUUUUCUUUGGGUUAAUUGCAGGCAAAUCAGCUGGUUAGUUAAACCCAUGUUUUAGAGAGUACUAUGUAAUAUUUUGCUUAAACCAGACAAGUGAAUAGGUCCUAAUGAAGUAAUAAAAUAACUUAAUCAUACCCACCCCUGAAAAGGUAUCUGGUUCAAGCCCAAAUAUAUGGGAAGAGUUGCUGUAUAUAGUCUAUUUUGUAAAUAGGGUUCUUAAGGCACUAAAAGGCCAAUUCUUCCAAAGAAGAAAAAAAAAGACAUAUUCACUUUCAUUCAGACCCGAACCAGAGAACUAUCCACAAGACCACUUCAUACGCCAAACUCGAGAAGAAGCUUUCAAAGGCGCGUGUACCAUUACUUGUUAUUCUACUAGUGAUUUUGGGCAAGAUCAAUGUAUAGUGAUCAGUUAUGAUUGCCGGUACAUAGUUUCAAGUUAGGCCUUACUUAAGUCUGGUCUCCUCUCCCAGGUCUCAGCUUCAGGCUCCCACUGAUGAACGUAUGAAAACGGCAAGCCAAGCAAAUGCACGAACGUAUUGGAGGCUUUCUCUGUUGCCUCUUGAUGAUACUUCUCUGUAUUUUUUGUACUAAAUUGACCAGGGACACUGAUUGCAUGUACCAAAUACAGUCUACUAAACACCAUUCCCUUUUACUCCCUCCAUUUGUGUGUGAAACAAUUGACAUUUCAACAUUGUCUUCAUCACUCUCUGGGGCUUGAACUGUUAUAAAAUGUCGUCUUAAAGGGAGACAACUCUUGUAGCUCAAUGUAUUUACCUUUGAAGAACCUUUUCUACACGAGUACUUUGGAGCCAAGAUGGCUUUUAUCA
Cannabis sativa is the source of this 1974-nucleotide messenger RNA. RefSeq lists its product as uncharacterized. Bases 20 to 1138 code for a protein of 372 amino acids. The record is from RefSeq and is a predicted model, not a curated record. The transcript has 8 exons. NCBI's taxonomy places the organism in Eukaryota, Viridiplantae, Streptophyta, Magnoliopsida, Rosales, Cannabaceae.